AAAAAUAAAUAAAUGUGUGCUUCUGUGUACUUGUAUAAAUUUGAUGUAUAAUAAUUCAUGGACAUCGGGGAUUGAAGUGCAUAUUCGCCUGCAUGAUUCUUGAAGAGGUCCUGAGUUUGUGCAACAGAAAGAACGUGAUCUUCAUUGUUCUAUGCGCCGCGGUGAUUUACGUGCACCUGAUCAUCGGGAAGAACGAGUGCGUCGGCGGUAGAGGAUCGCGGUGUCGCGACGACGAGGAGGCAUCGAGGUUCCUGAUCGCGCUGCAACUAUGCGGAAAGCGUUUCCCGUGCUCGCGCUAAUCGCAUUCGCGUGUGACAUCUCGCGCGACGUUCCGGUCCACGGCGACCCCGUCGGGAAUCCGGAAGUUGCGGGAAGAAGCAACGACUAUGAGUACCAGAAAAGACCUAAUGGACGGUUCGACGACGCAGAAGCGCCGUCGCGAAGAUCGGUGAAGGAUCGCGAGCGAAGUCCGAGCGAGCCCGUAGGUAGAUGGAGAAGCAACGGCGAGGCUCUCGAGCCGAAGUGGCGAGACGGCGAUUACGUGCCCCUACUUCCGUUCUCUCACUACCGGCCCUAUACGAAAGACGAGGAGGUCGACGACGCGGAGGACCUUCCCGAGACGAGUCGCCGACCGUUUAAGUAUCGUUCCUCGCUCGAUCAACCGAAUCGUCCUCGAGAAAGUCCAGACCGACGAGGUCAUCCUCCGUCCCUGGACGACUAUGACGGAGCAGCGACGUAUCCGGGAACCACUCCCGAGGAUUAUCCGCGCGAGAAACAACGUUCGUCGAAAAAUCCACGGGAGAGUUCGACGCUCGACGAGGAAAUAAUCGAAAGCGCGGCGAGCAACGACGGGAAACGCGGCCGCAACGUCGUCGACGACUCGAUUAACGACCGGGAGAUGACCUCGAGGUACCGCGAGGCCUUCCAAGCUCGACCCGACGCGUACGAGCAGGAAUUCAAUGACGACGAGUACAUGAGGCCUCGCCCGAGGAAGAGGAGACCGCCACAGAAUUACGAAUUCGCUCUGGCGAACGAAGCGGCUUCCAACGAGGAGAACGAGGAAUCGAGGGAUUCCCCUCGACUUGCGUUGUCAAACAUCGAUGAGAAUCUCCCGGAAGUGGCGCAACAAUCCUCCGACAACGAGCGGGAGAACGCGCUCGAGCUGAAGUCGCUCCUGAAGAUGCAGCAAGAGGAGGGCUCGAGUCUGUCCGAGAUUCUGCAACGCAGGAAUCUGAGCCUGAGCGACCUCCUGAAGGGCAAAGCCGACGUGAUCAACGCUCUGAAGUCGAGGAUCGCCGACGAGUCCGACGAAUACAUCGAGGAGAUGUCGAGGGCGAUGUCCGAUUCCUUAAUGAAGCUCGCUGCAACGGUGACACCACCCUGGGGGUCCAUUCCGCCUGAAAGCAGUACUAUAAAAAUUGUGACAGCUUCAAAUACUUCAGACGACUCCAUGUCCAGGAUAUCGAUCCCGCAGAAAGUUUCAGAGAACCAUGAUCAAGUGGUGUCUUCGAACGACACGAAUCGCGUUGAAGAGUCGAAGGAUACUGAAAAUAUCGCGAACGGGGAUUUUUCAUGGCAAAAAAUGACUUCAACGACUCCUCCAAUCGUCUCGACCGUGAUUACCACGACGACGACGUCGCCGUCGAUCGCGGUGAACUCCAUGGAAUACUUUCUGAACGAUGACGGGAACGCGGGCUCGACGAGCGACCGCGUGGCGAAGUUCGAGAACCUCGACGAGGACGAGAUCAUGGAGUUCUCGGAUUUCACGGACUUCAAGAAAGGAAAAUCUUCAUUAAAAGCGUUAAACGAGGAGAUCGCCUCGCAGCCACCUCUCGAUAUCGAGUCCACCUUGAGCAUCGAGCAAAUUCUCAGUCCCACGGAGAGCGAUAGUGUUAUCACUGAUGACGACACUGAAAGUAGCAAUAAAACAAUUAUUCAAGACAACGGUCAAUCAAUUCCUAUUAACGAGCCAGGAUCUGUGGAAGAUUACAACACGUUUAUCGAAGCCGAGUACCAGAACGAUGCUCCAAUCCCCGAAGACCAUAAAAAACAGAAUAAAGCGAGGAGUGAUCCAAGCGCUAGUCAAAUUGACGCUGUCGCGAGUCCACUUGAGAAGAAACAACCCGCGAAUCCAGUCGAUGAUAUAAAGAAGCUGUACGAGAAGAAUCACUCGACCGAGUAUCAUCAGGUGACCCGAUCACCGGAAAAAAUUCACAAUCACGCGAGUCUGGAGAAUCAUCAAGGUAGCAGACGCUACGAGGAGGUCGUCUCCGAGAUCGAGCCGGAGGCACGAGCUGAGAUCUUCGAGCUAUUCGCGUCCGGCUCAGCUGGCAAAAGACUAGAGCGGCUUCUAAAGUCGAGGAACAUGAGUGUGGAGGAGUUGAUAGCGCUGCGUCAAAGAGGCUCCAGCAAGGUGCACUUGACGGAAGUGUCGCGACUCAAGGUAACCAAACCGCAGAACAAUCUUCAAACCUUGGAAGCCACCGAUACAAAUAAUGAAAAGAUCAUCAUACAGCUGUCACCAGCUAGCAAUUCCAAUGAAGGUAAAAAGAUCUCCGAGAAGGAAGGCACGAAGAAGCAUGAAGAAAAGACGGAAGAGUCGAUGGCUCGGUUGAAGCAGGAAAUCAUGAGCUAUCUACACGAUCCGUUCUUCGGCAAGGACGUGGAGAACAUGUCGAUGUCAAGAUUACUGGAUCUCGUGGAGCGUGACAAGAAGAAUGCGUCAAGGGAAGCAACAUUUCCUGAAAAUGAGACAUUAGAUGAACACAGUGAACUGCAGAAUUCUCGUCAAACGAUGCACAUCGUCGAUCUACUUACGACAUUUGAAUCUCUUCCUUUCGCGAAGGACGUACAGCGGCAGUUCGACGCAGCCGAAAUCGCUAACAACAGAUUCGAAUCGAAGGACCCUAAACUUCCAACAGACAAGGAUAACGCGAGCGUAGUGUUAGUCGAAGAAGAGACAAAGAUCCUCGGAGCGGACAACUCCUCCGGCCAAUUUCACGCCGGAUACGUGGAAGAAAUCGUGAGGGAGGAACCGAACGUCAUCGAUAUAAGGACGAUUUACGGGGAGAGGAUGAGCGACGGGAAUGAGAAGAGGACCCUGUCGCAGAUGAAGCCAAGCAUCAUAGCUAGCGGCGCGAUAUUGGGCGUAACGAUCGUCGUCUUUCUGGCGAUCUUCAUCAUCUGCCGGAUCCGGCAGAAGCAGAAGUACACGUACAGGAACUCGUUCUCCCGCGCGGUGUUCCAGAACCCGGUUAUGGCGGCGAGAAAGCUGUCGAAUUCCAGCAGUCUGAGCACCGUGAUGGUGAACGUCGUCGCGACAUCGACGACCAAGAGGCCGGAGAGAACGGAAAUGCAGGAGACCGUGGAAGAGCUGGACGGUAAAAGCGACAUGGACAACGACUCGUUGGACGGGAACGAUAGCUGGGAGACGAUACCCGAUUACGCGAAAUAACUCGUUGCCGAAAUGGCAGAAUUCAUACGAUUUUAGUCUAUCAGUUUGAUGCAGAGAAGACUCGUCGCGUUUAUCAAAUAAAGUUAAAAAUGACAUUAAUCUAUUUUAAAUUAUUUUUU
Molecule: messenger RNA, 3573 nt
Organism: Nylanderia fulva
Lineage: Eukaryota; Metazoa; Arthropoda; Insecta; Hymenoptera; Formicidae
Source: RefSeq, a predicted model, not a curated record